AUGCCUCAACAUCUUUGGAACGAUGUAGCGGCUUCAAGUUUGAAAGUAAAAGAUUCUGGUGAGUCCCAGACAUUCGGGGAUCGUCUGGAGUCUAUGAUACGCGAUAUCACUCUUUCCGAAGCUCCUCCAGACAUGCCUCUUCCUAUGGUGGAUGAGAGAAAGUCAGAGAUCGUUAAGCAAGCUGAGGAGGUAGAACAAAAGGCAGUACAAAACUAUCUUAGGUAA
Messenger RNA from Protopolystoma xenopodis, 225 nucleotides. The record is from the annotation of a GenBank genome assembly. NCBI's taxonomy places the organism in Eukaryota, Metazoa, Platyhelminthes, Monogenea, Polystomatidea, Polystomatidae.